Molecule: messenger RNA, 1555 nt
Organism: Cladocopium goreaui
Lineage: Eukaryota; Dinophyceae; Suessiales; Symbiodiniaceae
Source: the annotation of a GenBank genome assembly
GUUCACCACCUUCACCGAAGCUGACCUGGCCCUGCGUCAGAAGGCCGCGCAAAUGGACGCCCGGAUCUCGCGACAACGCUACGCGGACGAGAACUACGGGGUGCACUCCUUAGAGGAGCUAAAAGAUCCGACUUGUCUCCAAAAAAUGGUUCAGCAUCCAGGAUUCGACAGUUUCUUCGCCAUGGUUGUUAUCCUCAACUGCUUCUUCAUUGCUUUUGAAGUCCAGGACAGUGUUUGGAGUGAUGGGCAGACGUCGAUCUUUUUGAUGGUCACUCAGUAUACCUUCAGCAUCACCUUCACCAUCGAGUUGGCCUUGCGGUUUGCCGCGUCGGGGUGGCGAUUGCUCUGUGGCGACGAGUGGUCCUGGAUCCUCCUGGAUUUGGUGAUUGUGGCGAGCGGGUUGACGGAAAUGGGUGUGACCCUGGUGACCAGAAUGGUCAAUGAUGGAGGUGGCAGUGUCCAAGUGAACCUUCAAGGCUUCAAAGCCUUUCGUAUCAUUCGUGUCACUCGGAUCUUGAAAACCUUGCGUUUGGUACGGGUCUUUCGCUUCAUCAUGGCCUUGCGAACUCUUGUCACUUCAAUUGUCUACACCUUGAAGUCCCUGUUCUGGGCGAUGGCGCUGCUAAUGCUCAUCAUCUUUGUGUUUUCGGUAUUGUUAGUGGAAGCCGUUAGUGAUCACUGGGGUUCCCUGGACAAUCCCAACAUGCCGCCGGAAGAUGCUGAGAACAUCCAGGCCUAUUUUGCUUCACUUCCACACGCGAUGCUCAGCUUGUUUAUGAGUAUUUCAGGUGGAGUUAGCUGGGAGGAGGUCAUCAGUCCAUUGGGCAAGAUCUCCAAUGGGUGGGUGGUCGUCUAUUUGUUCUACAUUUCAUUCACCUAUUUUGCCGUACUCAACGUGGUCACAGGUGUGUUUUGCCAAUCUGCCAUCGACAGUGCGCAAAACGACCAUGCGAACGUUGUUCAAUCCAUGUUGGCGAACAAAGAGGCCCAUGUGGAAAAGAUCAAGGAACUUUUUAGUCGUCUUGGUGCGGAUAAGACAGGUCUCAUUACCUAUGGCAUGUUUGAGGAAGGGAUCCAAAGUCCAGCCGUGAUUGAAUACUUCGAAACGCUGGGUUUGGAUGUGUGGGACGCCUGGUCCUUCUUCAAGCUCUUGGAUCUGGACGCCGGUGGCAGCGUUGAAAUCGAGGAAUUCUUUAAAGGUUGUCUCAGGCUGCGAGGCCAGGCGCGAGGAGUUGAUUUGGGGAAGUUGCUGCACGACCAGCGGUGGCUCAUCAAAGCCCAAGGCCGUUUCCAGGCCUACGUGGAGGCGAAGUUGGGAGAGAUGUGCGAAGUCCUCGAUCAGAUGAAUGGCUCCCACAAACUGGCGAAGACGGCAAAGUCCAAUUUCAUGCGUGGCGUCUCGCCGGUGAACAUGGAAGAAAGGUGUGCAUAACCAUGCGGUCUAUCUCUCAUCGUGUCGGAGCUCUGGCUGUGCUCGAGGAUGGAUGAUCCGGGUGCCGAUGAGUCAUUGGAAAUCCCAAUGGAACAGUAACACAUAGUAACACCACAUGCCUUU